CGUACUCACGUUGUUAAUGUAUUUAUCGAUAUUCCAAUUGCCAAAGUAAAUAAUUGUUAAAGUAAAAUGAAUUUUCAUAAAUUAAAUAUUACUGCCGGCAUUUCAAUAAGAUGUUUGAAGUAUUCAACUAAUGUUACAAAGCCAGAACUACCUGCAUCCUUUGUCAAUGAUAAUGUGGAAUAUGAGAUCUCCAGAGACAAAUCUGGUCUUCGACGACAGCAUAAGAAUAUUCUUCAUGAAACAAACCCAUAUAGUGAGGCUCACUCAUGGAUACAUUUGACGGAGAAAUAUCAACGAGGAGUGUAUGGAAAAUAUGGUGCAAAGAGUAACAUUAGUCCCCAAAUUUGCUUUGGAACUAAAUCGGAAAUAGCCGCAGCGAGAAAGUUCCAGACCAUUACGCAACCCAAAACAAUUCAACAAAUGAUUGAGACGGCGCGAGCCGCAAAGGCGGCUAAAUUAGCAGCAAUCGCUGAACGUGAGGAUGGCAUUGCUAAGAAAUUGGAGAAAUUGGAACAAUGGAAGGCUGACCUUAAUGCAAAGGUUGCAAAGAGGGAAGCCGAUGCUGCAGCGGCAAUUGCGCGAAAGGAACGAUUAAUAGAGGAAGUUCGCCGGCAUUUCGGAUUCAAGGUGGAUACACGAGAUGAGCGCUUCAAGGAAAUGCUCGAGCAGAAGGAGAAGGAGGAUAAGCGAAAACAAAAAGAAGCCAAGCGAAAAGUCAAAGAGGAAAAGAUGAUGGCAAAAUUAGUUAAACAAACAUCUUAGUGCAAUUGUAUAAAAGAGCAGACAAUAUACAUAAACAACGUUGUUGAAAUUUAUUUAAAAAUUUUUAUAUUUUGUCAAAUCUAAUUAUCAUGUUCUCAAAUACUUUCCAUGUUCAAGAUUGUUUUUAAUGUUAAAUUCAAGUGCUGUCAAACACCUUGGAUACAUGUUUGAUUUAACCUUACCUGUCCACCAAAUUAGUGACGGAAGUUUUCAGGUUCAUUGUCAUGACUACUCAUCUCAAAUGAAAUAGUGGAAACCCCCAGCCAUUCAUCAUUUGUUUUAAAGGUACCACUUUAUUUUUAUUUCAACUAACCAUGAUAAUUUAACAAUACAAUUGCAUAAAUGUAGUAACGAUUUGUAGACUUUGGUUUAAAUUUUCCGCAUUUGCAAAUGUUGUACAAAAUUUUGAGGCUGUUUGCAAUUCAUAUUCGUUUCAUUAUUAUUUUUUUUAUUAUUUAUUUGAUUUAAACUUAUUUACCUCUAAUUAUAAAUAAAGACACUAUAUACAAGGCACUUUA
Molecule: messenger RNA, 1280 nt
Organism: Drosophila nasuta
Lineage: Eukaryota; Metazoa; Arthropoda; Insecta; Diptera; Drosophilidae
Gene: CRIF
Product: growth arrest and DNA damage-inducible proteins-interacting protein CRIF
Exons: 1
Coding region: 67-762 (231 amino acids)
Cellular component (GO): nucleus; mitochondrion
Source: RefSeq, a predicted model, not a curated record